Molecule: messenger RNA, 1166 nt
Organism: Meira miltonrushii
Lineage: Eukaryota; Fungi; Basidiomycota; Exobasidiomycetes; Exobasidiales; Brachybasidiaceae
Product: Mov34-domain-containing protein
Exons: 2
Coding region: 1-1023 (340 amino acids)
Biological process (GO): translational initiation
Cellular component (GO): eukaryotic translation initiation factor 3 complex, eIF3m
Molecular function (GO): metallopeptidase activity; translation initiation factor binding; translation initiation factor activity
Source: RefSeq, a predicted model, not a curated record
AUGGCCUUUGAACUGGAGGCUGGUGGUAGAAAGAGUUCUUCGUCUUCGGCCUUGCACCUCAAUUUCCCGCCCUCGGCAGGUGCAGGAGUUUUGAACUCGCGCUCUUUAUCCGGUGUACAAGUUCACCCUGUCGCUUUAUUUUCCAUCUUGGACCAUUACUUACGCAGAUCCGAUCAAGAAUCAGAAGAAGAUGGUGAAACAGAGAAAGUAGAAGGUGAAAAUGCACCUUCUAAAACCCGUGUGAUCGGAACAUUGUUGGGAACAAGAAAUGGCACAGAGGUUGAAAUCAGAAGCUGCUUUGCUGUUCCCCAUCUUGAAACCAGCGAACAAGUUCAAGUCGAUAUGGAUUUCCACCAAAAGAUGUACGAACUACAUCAUCGUGUCAACCCUGAAGAAGUCAUCGUCGGAUGGUAUGCCACAGACCCAAAACUAAACAUGUACACAUCUCUCAUUCAAGAUUUCUAUUCACGCGAAACUGCUCCCCAUCAAGCCAUUCAUCUUACAGUUGACCCAGACGUACGUUCGGAUAUGGGCGUAAAGGCAUACGUAAGCGCACCUGUUGGAUUGAGUGUGAAACCCGAAAAUGCAGCCUUUGUUCCUCUAUCGGUCAACCUAUUAUCAGCACCCUCAGAACGUCCUUCUUUGGCAUUGAUGGCACGCGCACAAGGCGGUUUACAAGGCACAACAGUUGCAGGUGGAAGUGGUGUGAUGUUGAACGAUAUGGACGCUUUGUCCGCCUCUUUGGAAUCCGUUCAAGCACAACUACGUAGAGUUUUGCAAUACGUUCGUGAAGUAUUGGAUGGUAAACGAAAGGGUGACCCAAUCGUUGGUAGAUAUGUGAUCGAUGCCGUCUCUACUGUUCCAAUCGCUGCUACUGUUGAUAAGAGUGGAGCAACUACAGGUGCUUCUGAUUUGGAGACAUUGUUCAACAGUCAUCUCCAAGACGUUUUGAUGGUAUCGUAUUUGGCAAACGUCGUUCGCUCUCAGGCAGAAAUUGCUGGUCGUCUUACACUCUUGACGUAAGCGUGAAAGUGUUUUUCUCUGCUGCAAGUGCAAAUCGUUUCCUCACUUUCUUUUUGUACCAAUAGAAAUCCCCAAAAUGAAAUAGCAUACUUCAAUGCAUACAUACACAGCUGUUCUGCGAGAUAUAUAGAUUGCUAAUUGAU